Messenger RNA from Spirodela intermedia, 147 nucleotides. Lineage: Eukaryota; Viridiplantae; Streptophyta; Magnoliopsida; Alismatales; Araceae. The record is from the annotation of a GenBank genome assembly.
AUGAUCUCCCACACCCGCUACCACCACCACCCCGACCCCACUAUGAGGACUAUCGACCCCACGGACAUGACCAGGGACACAACAGGAGAGACCUUCCGGGUUACAGAGCUGACCCUUCCCAACAAGAGGAGCUUGAUCAGCGAGUAG